AUGGGGGCCUUGCAGCUAGGAACUCCUAAUCCCACUAUGAUUCUGGACAGUUGGCAUUUGAAGGUUAUUGAUUUAAAAGAUUGCUUUUUUACCAUUCAUUUACAUCCUGAAGAUUGUGUUCCUUUUGCCUUUUCGGUUCCUGUAAUUAAUAAUGAUAGACCCAUGCAAUGGUUUCAUUGGGUGGUUUUACCGCAAGGAAUGAAAAAUAGCCCAACUUUAUGUCAAAUUGUUGUUAGUGAGGCCUUGUCAAAUAUUUGCAAAACAUAUGAUUCAAUCAUGUUAUAUCAUUACAUGGACGAUAUUUUGUUGGCUGUGGAAACUGAAUCAUCUCUUUCCCAAGUUUUCGACAGUUUAGUAGCUAAGCUUCAGCGAUACGGUCUCCAAAUUGCGACAGAAAAGGUACAAUCACUGCCCCCAUGGAGGUAUCUCGGCUGGAAACUUCUUGAUUCGCAUGUAUAUCCACAGUCUAUACGACUUGCUACUACAGUGAGUACUCUAAAUGACUUACAGAAGUUGUUGAGGACAAUUAACUGGCUUCGACCACUGUUGGGAAUAACGACACACGAACUGUCGCCUUUGUUUUCGUUGUUGAAGGGGAAUCCUGAACUAACUUCUCCUAGACAAUUGACAGAAGCAGCCCAGUCGGCGCUGCAGACAGUGAUAGAUAAAAUUAAUUUUAUGUUUGCUCAUUGA
This is a messenger RNA of Balearica regulorum gibbericeps (East African grey crowned-crane), 693 nucleotides long. The record is from RefSeq and is a predicted model, not a curated record. Lineage: Eukaryota; Metazoa; Chordata; Aves; Gruiformes; Gruidae.